AUGACUCAGGUGUUUAUUGCUAAAGUAAAGAAUGUAUUAAGUGGAGACACCGUGAUUUUGGUCCCAUCAAAGACCUCACAAUUCCCAGUUCCCGAGAGAAUGUUAACACUUUCAUAUGUUAGGUCUGGUGAUAGUUACCAAUCAAAGGAAUACUUAAGACAGUUAUUAAUUGGCAAAGAUAUCAAGUUCAGAGUAUUAUUUAAGACACCUAAUGUUGGAAAGGAGUUUGGAGACAUUCAAGCACCAAUUUUCAAGUCAUUGGUUGAACAUUUACUUGAAAAGGGGCAUGUUAAGUUGAAGGAUAAUAUUCAAGACGAUUCUGAAUACGUUGACGACCUCCGUAAUUUGGAAAGUAAAGCUAAACAAAGCCAAGUUGGCUUAUGGAGCGUUACAUCUGCCCUGGAGGAUAAGAUUGAGACCAUUGACUUGAAUGAGGGUAUUAUUGGUAAGUCGCAAAAUACCCCAAUAACUACAAUUGUCGAAAAAGUUAUCAGUGGUGAUAGGGUUAUGGCUCGUAUAAUUGUGAAUAAGAACCAGCAUAUUACGACUCCGUUGUUAUUAGCCGGUAUCAAAUGUCCAAGAACGGAUGAUGCCACCGAAUCUGCCUCCGUAACUAAAGUUGCCCAGGAAGCUAAGGCAUUUGUUGAAGAGAAGCUUUUGACCACCAAGGCUGUUAUCAAGGUAAGUGUUAUAGGUGAAAGUCAAGCAGGUGUGCCAAUUGCACUUAUUCACCAUCCCUCGGGAAAUAAUGUUCAUGCCAAGUUAUUAGAAAAUGGGUUCGGUGAGGUUGUCGACUGGCAAUCUUCUUUGGUUGGUUCUUCGACCAUGGGGGAGUUGAGAAAGGCUGAACAAACUGCUAAAGCUUUGGGUAAAGGUUUGUACUCGAAUACAAAGGUUAGUCGUAGCUCUGCCCCAGUUACCCAGUCGAGCAAAGGCUUAAAGCCGGGAUCAACCAUUACGAAUGCUUCUAUCGCUAAAGUUAUUGGAGCCGAUACAUUAAUUGUGCGUUUACCUUCUUCUGACGAAGAGUUAACUGUCCAAUUAGCUUCAAUCAGAGGUCCAAAACCCUCCGAUUCAACAGUCACUUCUAACCACCAACAACAAUUAGCCUUAGUCAACACUGCCCGUGAAUUCGUAAGACAACAUGUUAUUGGAAAAACUGGUACUGUUUAUAUCGAUGGUUACAAAGAUGCCAACAAGGAAUUAGGUUUUGAUGCCAGAUUUCUUAUUAGUUUCAAAAUCAAUGGAACAAAUGACUUAUCCGAAAUGAUUGUCAACAGUGGUAUGGGUACUGUCAUCAAGCACAAUAAGGCCACGGCACAUGAACGGUCAUUAAACUGGGACAAAUUAGUGGAAUUAGAAGAAGAACAAAAGAAACUUGCAAAGAAAGGUGUAUUUUUCAAUGGUGAUAUAAAUAAAGUUUUGACCGUAGGUACCAGAAUUGUUGAUGCUUCAGAAAAUUACACCAAGGCUAAAACAUUCUUCAAUGGAUUUAAGCAAAAGGGUAGAAUUGCCAAUGGCUAUUACGUCGAAUUUAUUCCAUCUGUAAACAGAGUUAAGUUAUAUAAUCCUAAAGAAGGUUUAAAAUUGACUUUGAUUUUAGGAGGGUUGUCUAACAAUAAGAAUGAAGCCUUAGGAGACGACGGAUUAAAAUAUAUGAAUAAAAAAUUCUUGCAAAGAAGCAUUGAAUUUGAUAUUUAUGACAUGGAUAAAAUCGGUGGCUUUAUUGGUAACUUAUAUUUGAACGCUAGUAGCUUACAACCAAUUCAAGUUUCAUUAUUAGAACAAGGUUUGGUUUCGGUCCAUGACUUGGCUGUCAAUUCCAACCCAUUUUCUAACGAAUUAAUCAAUGCCGAAGAAUCUGCUAAAUCAUCCAAGAAAGGACUCUGGGCAAACUACGAUGCUUCUAAGGUACAAGAAGAAUUAGACUCACAAAACGCCAAAUUGAGUGAACUCAAACUUGAUUCGGCAAAACCAAAAUUUUUCGAUGUUGAAGUAACCGAUAUUGAUUCUACUGGUACAAUCUCGUACCAUCAAUUGGACCAAAGUACCGUUAAUACAUUCGCCACCUUCAAGAAACAGUUUGCUGACUUCCACAGCCAGACACCAAGCGCAAGCAACACCUCCAUCGAUUUACCCCAUAAUUUGAGCAAGCCUCCAAAGAAAGGUGACUUGGUUUCGGCCAAGUUCUCCGAGAAUGGUAAGUAUUAUCGUGGGAAGGUCUUAAAUUAUGACAAGACCACCAGAAACUUCGAAGUGAAGCAUUUAGAUUUCGGUAACGUCGACAAAGUUCCUCUCAGCUCCUUGCGUGUAUUACCAGCCAAGUUCUCGCUCACCCAACUACCAAAGUUCGCCCACACUUGUGUUUUGCAAAACUUGAGAUUGCCUCCUACCAGACCCACCGACUACUUGACCGAUGCGUUGUAUGCCUUAGAAGACCUCACCUUUGACAAGAAGUUAGUUAUCAGUGCAUUACCCUCGUCUGUCCCAAAUGUAGAUUACUCCGUAGUCUUAUAUGACUCAGAAGAAUCCUUAAAGGAUCCUACAUACACCAUCAACAAGCAAUUAAUCUCGGAAGGUUGGGCAGUCGUUGAAGCUACAGGUGUCUCGCCUAAUCUCAAGGAAUACCUUGAGUCAGUACAAAAGGUUCAACAACAAGCCAGAUCUGCCCAUUUGGGUUGCUGGGAAUUCGGUGACGUCUCGUUUGACGACGAGGAUACCCUUAUCUAG
Messenger RNA from Debaryomyces hansenii CBS767, 2730 nucleotides. RefSeq lists its product as uncharacterized. Gene Ontology annotation, molecular function: nuclease activity; RNA binding. The record is from RefSeq and is a predicted model, not a curated record. Gene Ontology annotation, cellular component: RISC complex; cytosol; nucleus. The coding region runs from base 1 to 2730 and encodes 909 amino acids. NCBI's taxonomy places the organism in Eukaryota, Fungi, Ascomycota, Pichiomycetes, Serinales, Debaryomycetaceae. Gene Ontology annotation, biological process: mRNA catabolic process; regulatory ncRNA-mediated gene silencing. The transcript has a single exon.